AAUGUGUCACCAUGAACAGCUCUGUGUCCACACUCCCCGUCACCUUCACCGUGUACGGAGCUCUCGGUCUGUAUCACUUUGCUCUGCUCCUCUCUGUCUUCGUCCUUUACAUUUCAGGUCUGUGUCUGAACCUCGUCCUCGUCCUCGUGAUCUGUGUGGAGUCUCGCCUUCACAGGCCGAUGUACGUUCUCUUGGUGAAUCUGUCUCUGAGCGGAGUGAUGGGCAGUUCAUCGGUUUGUCCCAACAUUAUCAAACACCUGUUGUCCAAGCGUCAGGAGACGUCUGUUCCAGGCUGUUUGACUCAGGUGUUUUUCACCAACGUGUACGCCGGCUGUGUGUUUUGUAUGUUGGCGCUGAUGGCCUACGAUCGGUACGUUUCUAUCUGUAAACCUCUGCUGUACCACUCCAUCAUGACGCCGGCUAAAGUCAAACUGAUGCUGGUGACGGUUUAUUUGAUCCUGAGCUUGACGUCGGCCGUGCAGGUCUACCUGACGUCCAGACUCAGACUGUGCAGACACUCGGUCGAUAAACUUUUAUGUGACAGUUUGGUCAUUUCAAACCUUUCGUGUAAAAAGACGACUGUGAUCAGCGUGUACGGUCUGUGCUGCGCCGUGUGCGUCAUCAUCUUCCCGUGUUUCCUCGUCAUCCUCUCGUAUGUUCACAUCUUCACGGUUGUCCUGAAAACCUCGAAGGACUCUCAGAAGAAAGCUCUGCAGACGUGCACGCCUCACUUGGUGACUUUCAUCAACUUUUCCGUGGCGUCUUUUUUCGGGGUCAUUUAUAAUCGUAUGAGUCACGAAGUUCCAAAACCAGUGAAUAUUUUGACAUGUUUGAAUUUCUUUGUCAUCCCUCCUCUGCUGCAUCCCAUCAUCUACGGGAUGAAGAUGAGAGAGAUCCGACAGAGUAUGAACAAAGUGAUGAAGGAGAAAAUUAUGCAGCUGUGACUUCACGUCAGAUGUGUGUGAAGAUCACUGAUUUAUGAUGAUUAUGCUCAAUGUGUUUUUAUGUCUUUGUUUCAUAACUCACUUAAUAUUUGCUCCCUAAUGAAACUGAAUCAGGAUGCACAGCUUCAAAGAAGUGUGCUGGGUCUAAAGAAAGCCAUGAAUGACGAUUAAAAGACAAAUGUUAAGAUCUUAAAGAGCUCAAGUUGAAUCGAAUCAAAAGAGAUGAAAG
Larimichthys crocea (large yellow croaker) is the source of this 1173-nucleotide messenger RNA. RefSeq names its product odorant receptor, family 60, subfamily A, member 1 (gene or60a1). The record is from RefSeq and is a predicted model, not a curated record. Gene Ontology annotation, biological process: G protein-coupled receptor signaling pathway; detection of chemical stimulus involved in sensory perception of smell. Gene Ontology annotation, cellular component: membrane. Gene Ontology annotation, molecular function: odorant binding; G protein-coupled receptor activity; olfactory receptor activity. NCBI's taxonomy places the organism in Eukaryota, Metazoa, Chordata, Actinopteri, Sciaenidae. The transcript has a single exon. Bases 12 to 944 code for a protein of 310 amino acids.